AUGUCAAAAAGUGACAUCUUUGAAACAGAAAUAAUAGCAAAGUUAACUGUAUAUUUUAUUCUCUGCAAUUUCAAGAAAUAGCUCAAGAACUUAUUUUCACAAUAACAUUGGCAAUAUGUAAAAUCUGUUACUUGAGCAAACACAGUUCACAACCAUGUUAGCAUGUGUAUGAGAUCCUUCAUCUUAGCUCGAUGGAUCAUUAUCAUUUGAAUUUAUUACACACAAAGUUUUGCAUGCAUUCGUGCUUCUUGCCUUAUUUGCUAGGAUUGUUAUACUCUACCAAUACUGAUAACAUCUCCUUAAGAUCAUCAGGGAUUUAGGGGUGUAGUUCGUAAGACUUGGGAGGUGUGUUCCGGUGAUUAUCCAACCACAAACAGUAGUAACUUGCUUGUUUCACGAAUUACUGUACUGUAAUCCCUGCCCUGAACUGUCUAGCUCCCAGCCUUCAAUCUUGCAACUGUAUCACCAAAAUGCAAUGUUUGCAAAUUCUUAAGUUCAACUACGGCCACUGAGCAGCAGAUUACAUGUGAAUUUGCUUUAUUGUGUUGACCUAAAAUUACUGUUAAAGAGAUGUAUUCUUGCGACUACUCUAACAUGGCUGAAAGCAAUUUGUAUAGAUGCGUAAAUGCACUGCAGUUGUGCAGUGAAGUGAUGUGGUUUAUGCAAGACAAAUGUGCAUCAAUACAUGGUGUUGUUCAUCUAGCCUUGGUUGUGAGUUAGUGACAUUCCUUGGCAAUCAAUCAUUCAAUUUUGGUGCUGUUUAUCAUUGGAUUGAAUCAUUGAACUAUUAGAAUAUUAGUCAACUAGUGCAUCCAUGCAUGCUGGUUCUCUUUACAUUCCGUAUGUAUACUUACUAUAAAGAAUUGAGAGAAUUCAUUUCAAUUCCUACUGAGAGUUAUACCCACGUACCCCUCACGGAGGAUCCACUGUUCAGUUGUUUCCUUACAGAAGAUUACGAUGAGGGGAGAUUACGAUGAGGAGGGAUUCAUUUUGUCGUAAUCCCCCGUUCUAGAUCCCGCCCGUGCCCAUUUUUUUUUGACACCGCACCCUUUUUUUUCUAUUUUUCUACCUGUCAGCAACCAUGUGGUGGUGGGUAUGAAAACUAAUAAUUACUUGUCAGCUAUGAAAACUAAUAAUUACUUGUCAGCAACCGCGUGGUUUUUCAAUCAAUUGUUUCCUUCCAGAUCCCCUCAAAUUUUGAAUUUGCCGUUUCUUUUUUGAUUUUUUUUUGAAUUGUUUCCUCAACGCUGGUUUCCUGUUUUAUCAUCGUUGUACCUAUAUAAAUCUAUACCGAUAUGGCCUCGCGUCCAAGAAGGCACAAUCAACGUAUUGUUUUGGCUGCACGGUUUGUUGGUGUCACACCAGGUUGUCAGGUCUACAUUACCAGGCUGCGAGAUGCAGGUGAGUAUAUAAAACAUGGUUUGUAUAAUCUGCGCAUGCUUCACAUAUUUUCUCUAACCCGUUUCAGGACGUACCAGGAUGUCCCCCUCAAUCACAGAUUUGUUGCAAUGAGCGAUCAAAUUUCGUUAUAGGACAUUACAAACAACAUAUCUCGUCGUGCACCUCGCAGCAGGAAGAGGUGAUUUGACAAUUCCAACAAUAAUGGCAAAAAUAACGUGAGAGCUAUGCAAACUUGCCAUCUGAGGUGAGAGCUGAGAUGAAUGCAAAGUGGAGGCAAGAUUAUGCACAUAAAAAAGUUGAGAAACUGGCAGCAGCUGUAAAUGCUCGUGGAGUUCUUCCACAUCAGGGUUCUCAUCAGGGCAGUCUGCAGCAAUCUGCAGUGAUCCCACCAGAAGCCGGUUUGACAAAACGAACACAGAAUCCAGGUUGUCCGGCUGUUUUCGGAUUGGCAAGCACAACUCCUUCCAAAGCCGCGCAAUCGUUGAUCAAUCAACUAAUUGUUUCCUUCUAGAGCCCCUCAAUCACUGUUGUUUCCGGAUUGGCAAACCUAACUCCUGAUCCCGGUUGUGUGCCAACUCCUGAUCCAAGUUCUGUAUUUUCAAGACUUUUUAUGUAUUCCAUUCUUAUUUGUAAAUUGUUUGUCUAUCUGUAGUCGCAAUGUCUAUUGGAACACCGUUCUCAGGUUAUUUUUUCCUAUGUGUUUUUUUCUUGCAAACACAUGGGUACACUUUGUUUAAUCGCGUAUAAUCUUGAGACAAACUUCCUUAAAUCUUGGAAUUUCAUAAUUGCAGGUUGUCCUACUUGUUUCCAGCUUGGCAAAUGCAACUCCUUUCAGAACUGCUCAAUCGUUGAUCAAUCAAUCAAUUGUUUCCUUGCAGAGCCUCUCAAUCACUGCUGUUUCCGGAUUGGCAAACCCAACUCCUUAUCUAGGUUGUGUAAAUUUCGUUCUUCUUUGUAAAUUGUUUGUCUAUUGGAACACUGUUCUCAGGUUAUUUUUUCCAAUGUCUUUUUUCGUGCAAACACCUGGGUGCGCUUUGUUCUAUUUUAUGUCAGGUAUUUGAGUUGAAGGUAAUGAUGGUGAUGAGGAUGAUCAAGACGAGUGGCUCCAUCAGAAUGAUACAUAUGCAUACAAGAGAAGUGCAAUUGUAGAUCGUGGGUGUGAUGAAUCGACUGUUUUGGAAAUAUGAACAGGCGCUUCAGGCGUCAUGUCGCGUGAGGAUCGUUAGAAGGAGAAGGACAGGCUAAAAAAGAAGAGGAAAUAUGGACGGUCCUAAAGAAAGAAAUUUAAAAUGGACAAAUCAGAGGGACUGUGUGCAAAUAUUGUGGUUAAGUUGUUGUAGUGUCGCAUGUUCGUUAUUCCUAUAGGCCUCAUACAACUGCAUGCAUGAAACAAAUAGGGAGCAAAGCAUCGACCUUGAUCCCCGGCUCAUAUCUUGAUUCUUUGACUGGUGAGAACGUCCAGUCAAUGCCAGCAACGACUGUUCACCCUGUUUUUAAUAAUCCUGAUAAUAUGCAUACAUAAGGUGAUGAGCUAGAUCCAUCUGGGAUAUGGAAACCAGAUGAUUCCUUGCAUGGUGUAGAAGAAAAUGAUUUAGAUCAGAUGGAUCCUAGGUGAUGAGAUGUUAGAAGAUGAUGAGACUAGAGUAUUUUACCAGCGAGAUAUCCAUUACGAGUAUUAUAAAGAUCCGGAAAUGGCUUCCAACCUUGCUAACCCAUUUUAUGGAGUGUACAAGGAGCUUCCUAAAAAGCAUCACGCUUUGAGGAAGGCAAGGGAAGGUCCACAUAUAUAUCCUGAAAGUGCCGCAUGAGCUGCGCCAGUUGUUUACCAGUCAAACCAUCAGGGAUGCAAAAUAUUUCAGGAAACACAUACGACUCUCAUGUCGCUGAAGAAGAUGAUGCGUCUGGAAUUUUGAGAACAAAUGAAGAUGAAAAUAUGUAUGGCGAUGUGGGAGGGCUAGAAACUGGAGGUUCACACCGAUGGGUCAGUGCGAGAGAGUACAAGUGUUACAAGCUUCACAUAGGGGAAGGCCAGUUCAACGUGUUCUUUCAUGCCGGAUGUCUGUUCCAACAAUUAUUAGUUGAUUGGUAUAUUAAAGUCGAGUCAAUGUGCUUAGACUGGUACUCGAAGCCAACACACCAGGUGCUGAUUCGUGCAGAUCUCUACCAGGGACUUCUUGACACACUCGCUACUGGGGAGGCUAAUGCUUCCAAGGUGGGGCUUAGGAUUGUCCUCACUAAACAGUUUUCGAGGAGUGAUCGUGAUGUUCAGUCGUGGUUCAUGGAUGAUAUGACUUUGGUGACACGGUAUGGCAAGCCUGAUUAUUUUGUGACUAUGACAUGUAAUCCGUAUUGGGAUGAAAUUGUGGCAGAGUUGUUGCCUGGACAGACGCUACAGGACCGUCCUGUUGUUGUUGCACGGGUUUACCAUGCUAAGCUCCUAGAUUUCCAUGAUUUCUUGAUUAAAAAGGGUCAUCUUGGUACUGUUGUUGCAUGGGCACACAUGACAGAGUUCCAGAAGAGGGCUCUUCCACACGAGCACUUUCUUUUGGUUAUGGAGUCUGGAAGCAAGUUAAAGAGCCCUGAUGAUUAUGAUAAGUAUAUAUCAGCGGAGAUUUCUGAUCCGAACAAAUACCCGCGGUUGCAUGAGCUUGUUGUUAAGCACAUGAUGCAUGGUCCUUGUGGCACCCUCAAUAAAAAUUGCCCUUGCAUGGUUGACGUUUAGUGUCGUUUCCGGUAUCCUCGGCAGUUUAGUGAAACGACCGAAAAAGGCAAGGACACGUACAUAAUAUAUAGAAGAAGGGAAGAUGGUAGAAAGUCAAGGUUAGAGGAGAGGAAUUGGAUAAUAGGUGGGUGGCACCUUAUAAUCCAGUGCUUCUUAUGAGGUAUAACUGCCAUAUCAAUGUUGAGAUUUGCAGUAGCAUCAAGUCAGUUAAAUAUCUUUACAAAUACAUAUAUAAAGGCCAUGAUCGAACCUCGUUCUCUGUUGAUGAAAAAGGAAAUGAGUGCAGGGUAAUAAAUGAGAUCAGGCAGUACCGUGAUGCAAGAAUGAUUACAGCUAUAGAAGCGGUUUACAGGUUGUUUGGUUUUAAGUUGCAUUCAAUGUGGCCGCCUAUCUUGCAGAUGCAGGUACACCUUCCCGGUUUCGACAUGGUCGCGUACAAGGCAACAGAUAAUCUUCAAGACGGUGUGGACCUUGCUAAGUCCCAAAGGUCAAUGCUAACUAAGUAUUUCAAGUUGAAUGAACGAAGUGCUAAGGCUUGCAAAUGCCUGUACAAAGAGUUUCCAGAUUACUUCAUGUGGAACAAGUCUAGAAAAUACCGGAAACCUAAAGUUGCAAAAAAAAGGCUACAGAUUGGUAUAUUGGUGUACGUAAAUCCCAAUGAAGGUGAUAGAUAUUACCUUCGGGUUCUGCUGAACCAUGUUAGGGGUGCAACCUCAUUUGAUAGCUUGAAAACAUGGCGCGGUAUUACAUAUGACACUUUUAGGGCAGUCGCAGAAGCGAUGGGGUUUGUAGACACUGAUAAGUCAUUAGAUGAUUGUCUGACUGAAUGCGCCAUGGUCAGGUUUCCUUCUUCUCUCCAAAGGCUUUUUGCCACUAUUAUGGUUUUCUGCGAGUGCGCAAACAUACGCCAUCUUUGGGCAAGUAUUAUGAAUCAUUGGUUGAGGAUUUCCGUCGUACUAAUGACAACAAUACUAUUGUAGAGCAGUUAGUACUAUGUGAUAUAUCAUCUCAUCUAAAAUCCAUGGGAAAAGAUAUCAGACACUAUGGUAUUCCAGAGCUGCAUGAGUCAGAUGAACUACGUACUAGAGACCACUAUAGAGAACUCACUGAGGAGCAGAAUCUUGGUUAAGAAGAGGAACACCUAACGAUUAUAGAUACACUAAAUGCAGAGCAGAGGGCAGGUUUCGAGGAGAUAUUUGAUCAUGUUAUGAAGGGCAAGGGUCAGGUUUUUUUUUGUCGAUGGUCCUGGCGGCACCGGUAAGACAUAUCUAUAUAAAGCAUUGCUUGCAAAGGUCCGCUCUAUGGACCUUAUCGCCGUUGCUACUGCAACAUCUGGUAUAGCAGCAUCCAUCAUGCCUAGUGGACACACUUCCCACUCUAGGUUCAAGAUUCCAAUCAAGUUGGACGAUAGCACUAUGUGUAGUUUUACAAAGCAGAGUGGUACAACCAAAUUGCUUAGGAGAGCAUCUCUCAUUAUUUGGGAUGAGGUCGCGAUGACCAAGAGACAGUGCGUUGAGGUGCUAGAUAGGUAAUUGCAAGAUAUAAUGGAUUGCACGCGACCAUUUGGUGGUAAGGUCAUGUUGUUUGGAGGCGAUUUCAGAUAGGUUCUUCCUGUCGUGGCCCGUGGUACAAGAGCACAUAUAACUGAUGCUACUUUGCUCAAGUCAUACAUAUGGGAAAGUGUUCGACGCAUCCGGCUAACCCAAAACAUGAGAGCACAGUUUGACACGUGGUUUGCAGAUUAUCUGUUGAGGAUCGGUGACGGCACUGAGGAAACAUUUGGUGAUGAGUAUGUGCUGUUGCCAGAUGACAUUUAUAUUGAUAGCCCUUCAGAAGAUAUUUGUAUAGAUGCGCUCAUUGACCGUGUGUUCCCGAACCUGGCUGAUAAUUGUAGAUCAGCAUCCUACAUGCGCGAGCGUGCUAUCCUUUCAACUAGGAACGAGCACGUUGAUGCGGUCAAUGCACUGAUGAUUGAUAAGUUUUUAGGUACCAAGCAGGUAUAUUACAGCUUUGAUUCGGCAGAGGAUGACACGCGGAAUAGUUAUCCCCUUGAUUUUUUGAAUUCAAUAACACCAAACGCUCCACACAAGUUGACGAUAAAGAAGAAUUGUUCUGUUAUCCUUCUACGUAAUCUAGAUCCUCACAACGUCCUUUGUAAUGGCACCCAACUGAUCGUUAGAGGAUUCCAGAAAAAUUCUAUUGAUGCUGAGAUUGUCAAUGGACAACAUGCUGGAAAAGGGUAUUCAUACCAAGGAUACCAAUGUCACCUUCAAAAGAUUUAUCUCUUCCCUUCAAGUUCAAGCACAAGCAAUUUCCCGUCCGCUUGAGCUUUGCCAUGACCAUGAACAAAGCGCAGGGCCAGACAAUACCCAAUGUUUGUAUCUACCUCCCCGAGUCUGUCUUUGCACAUGGACAGCUGUACGUUGCACUAUCUAGAGGUGUUUCUCAUGAGACGACGUGAGUUCUUGCUAGAAAGAACAAGGAUAUGGACACCACUGGAAGAGGAACAAAGAAAAUUGUCUAUAGAGAUGUCUUCGAGAUUUAAGGUUUGCAUGCUUCCAUCCACAUGAUGAUCAGCUUAUUAUGCUACAGGCAGUGUCUCUAUCAAUGCAGGGAACGACUACCUUGUGUGUCUUUGUGAUCUGUUAAGCUUCGCCGCAUG
Molecule: messenger RNA, 6785 nt
Organism: Setaria italica (foxtail millet)
Lineage: Eukaryota; Viridiplantae; Streptophyta; Magnoliopsida; Poales; Poaceae
Exons: 14
Coding region: 3206-4123 (305 amino acids)
Source: RefSeq, a predicted model, not a curated record